CAUUCAAAUUUGAAUUCCAAUCUCUCUCUCUCUCUCUCUCUCUCUCUCUCUCUGAAAUCUGAAUCUGUGUGAUAUCUUCUAAUGCAGUUAUAGAACUUCAGACAAUCUUUGCCAUUGACCCCAGCAGAAACCAAAAUCUAACAACAUCCCAAGAAGGCAAGAAUCCAGCCCUUCCAGUAGCUUUCGUCUCCGGUCCAUAACAAUUAACAACCCCUUCAGAACCUCUCUCAGCCCAAACUUCUCUUGCUCUGCCAUGACUGGUUUUAAGAAAUCUUCAUUUCCCCGCCAAUCUUCAUACAAUUCGCUCUAUGUCAAUCCCCUCAAUGAAAUCAAGCACACCCGGAGCAGUAGUGAAGGGGACCGCAGCAAUGGUGGGGUGCUCUGCCAUAAGAUAAACCAGAAUCUGGAUAGCCCCUCACAUGACAAGGAAAAUGCCACACCCAACAAGGAGAAUGUUGUGCCCAAUGUCUCCAACGGCAAAGAGAAUUCAGCAACGGAGAAGGGGGGUUUUCUUAAUAAGGGUAAACAGUUGCUUGAUGGGAGAACUCCUCCUUCAUUGGGACCCAAGAACAGGAUCUUGAGGCCAUCUUCCCUUCAGCUAUGCAUGCAAUUGAACGAGCCUGAUACGACAUUUGGGUUGAAGAUCUGGGACCCAUUAGAGUCUGAUAAAUCCAACUCGUCAAACAUGUGGGACUAUUCAGAUUCGGAAGCUGCACCUGCUUCUUCUUGGUCUACUCUGCCUAAUAGGUCUUUGUUGUGUAGGCCUUUGCCUUUGGACGUAGGGAGGUGCACUUGUGUUAUAGUGAAGGAAGCCUCAGUAGAGGGAUUGGAUGGGGGAACUCUCUAUUCACUCUAUACCAAUGAGGGUCGCGGAAGACAGGAUCGAAAACUAGCUGUGGCUCACCAUCGACGGCGAAAUGGACGGUCUGAAUUCACAAUAGCUCAGAAUACAAAGGGGAUAUUGUGUAGAUCAGAUGAGACUUUCUUAGGGACUGUUACAGCUAACCUCAUGGGAUCAAAAUAUCAAAUAUUAGGCCAGGGUAAGCCGGUUGAUUCACUGCAGAAACAGUCUAAGUUAUUGCUUGCAGUAGUAGCAUAUACGCCUACAGUAACCACCUUAACAGGAAGUUACAGAAGCAUGAGAGCAUGGAUACCCAAGCACCAGUCCAUGCAAUUAAAGAACACUUCUCAGAUUCAACAUAUUAGCGGACUUCACAAGGACUGGCAGGGGAAAUUAAAUAAAGUCCAUCAACUCUUCUCAAGAGUUCCACAUUACAACAGUAUUUCAAAGAGAUAUGAAUUAGACUUCAGAGAGAGGGGAAGAACCGGACUUAAAAUCCAAAGCUCAGUAAAAAAUUUCCAGCUGACAAUGGAGGAGAAUGGAAAACAGUCAAUUUUGCAGCUUGGAAGAGUAGGGAAAUCGAAGUAUGUGUUGGAUUACAGAUAUCCACUAACUGGUUACCAGGCUUUCUGUAUAUGCUUGACAUCCAUAGAUUCAAAGCUCUGUUGCACAAUGUAAUAAGAAAUAGCUAUCCCUUCUGUAGUUCAAUCUCUGAACACAAAAGGUUUUUGUUCCCUGAUUUUAAUGGUGCCCUUGAUGGCAUAAAACGUCCAUAUCUUCUCUAUGUAUAGUUGAUGCGGCUCUGAGAUAUCCAAUAGAUCAGUCCUAGUGAAUGCAGAAGUGGGAAGGAGAGAUUGUAUGUUAUUUUCAUUUAGGAUGCUGAAAGACACAGAAAAGAAAAAGGGGCAAGUCUUUAGACUGCAGUUCUUGAAUUGUUCUUCCACUUAAAUUUUGCUUAUACAUCAACUGUUACUUCUGAAUGCCAAGAUUUCAUGUAUGCAUUUAUCAUGCUGUCAGUUGAACGAUGACCUGUUAUUUCUGAUUAAUGAAAAGCAUUCACCAGCUU
Messenger RNA from Nelumbo nucifera (sacred lotus), 1907 nucleotides. RefSeq names its product tubby like protein 8 (gene TLP8). Lineage: Eukaryota; Viridiplantae; Streptophyta; Magnoliopsida; Proteales; Nelumbonaceae. The record is from RefSeq and is a predicted model, not a curated record.